AUGGGAUAUAAAUGGCAGAUAUGGCUCCAUAACGUGCCUAGCCAGGCCUUGUCAAACCUAAAGGGGCGCCCUAACUCCGUGAAAGUAACAGGAGAAAUCAUCACUUUCCCUAGUGCUGAAACUCGGUUAAUACAUGGUGUUGUUCAUUAUAUUGACUUCUUAGAAGAGGCAGUGCCUGAGAUUGCAUGGGGAAAGCACACAAGAGUAAUUCUUGAUGUAGGAUGUGGUGUAGCGAAUUUUGGAGGAUAUCUCUUCGAUAAAGACGUUCUAGCAAUGUCAUUCGCCCCUAGAGAUGACCAUGAAGCUCAAAUCCAAUUCGCUUUAGAAAGAGGGAUACCUGCGAUUUCUUCUGCCAUUAUGGGCACUCAACGCCUUCCAUUUCCUAGUAACGUUUUUGAUCUUGUACAUUGUGCUCAUUGCAGAGUACCUUGGCACAAAGAAGGUGGCAUCCUUCUUUUGGAGGUUAAUCGUAUGCUUCGCCCCGGAGGUUACUUCGUUUGGUCAGCAACACCAGUUUACAGAACACAUGAAGAGGAUAUUCAAAUAUGGAAAGAAUUCCGCCUUCUUUCUCCUCCCACCAUUGCACUUUCUACCAUUAGUCGUACAUCAGUCGCCAUUACCUUAAUUGGUGAUUAA
Lactuca saligna is the source of this 636-nucleotide messenger RNA. The record is from the annotation of a GenBank genome assembly. NCBI's taxonomy places the organism in Eukaryota, Viridiplantae, Streptophyta, Magnoliopsida, Asterales, Asteraceae.